UUUUUUUCUUUUUUUUUUUUUUUUUUUUUUUUUUUUUUUUUUUUUUUGGCGUCUCUUCCCCCUUUUUCCCUGGAGUUACAAACUAUUCCCGAAACCAAACCAGCUGCUGCUCCCGCUCUCGGAAUUUUCCCCCGUGACAGAACAACUACCACCGCAGAGACCCGUCGCUGUGGCCGCUUCUCCCUCACAAUUCCCGCCGCUUAUUUUUCUAUAAAUCCAUAUUAUUAUUCUAUUUUUUUUUUUCUUCUCCACGCGUGCCGUGCCCCACUCCCUCCCUGUGUCCCUGAGCAGUGUCGUUGUCGCCGCUCGGCGUGUGCGUGCCCAGCCGUGACCCGGCGGCUCGGACAAGCUGCGGCUCCAACUUUCCCAGGCGGAAUUUGGCCGGAACAUGUCUCUGACCAACACAAAGACGGGCUUCUCGGUGAAGGACAUUUUGGACCUCCCUGACACCAACGAUGAGGACGGCUCGGCGGAGGGCGGCGAGGAGGAGAGCGAAGCGCCCGAGCCGCCCAGGAAAGGGGGAGUUUUGGGACAAACCCCCUUGGACACUGUUCCGACGCUGCCUUUGAAGAGUCCUUUUUAUGAUAACAGCGAUAAUCCCUACACGCGCUGGCUAGCGAGCGCCGAGGGCAUCCAGUACUCCCUGCACGGGCUGGCGGCCGGCGGCGGCGGCCAGGACCCCUCUGCCAAGUCCCCGGAGCCGUCGGCAGACGAGUCGCCCGACAACGAGAAGGAAGCGGUGGGCGGCGGGGAUGCGGGCAAGAAGAGGAAGAGGAGGGUGCUCUUUUCCAAGGCGCAGACCUACGAGCUGGAGCGGCGGUUCCGGCAGCAGCGGUACCUGUCGGCCCCGGAGCGGGAGCACCUGGCCAGCCUGAUCCGCCUCACCCCCACGCAGGUGAAGAUCUGGUUCCAGAACCACCGCUACAAGAUGAAGCGGGCGCGGGCCGAGAAAGGUAUGGAAGUGACUCCUCUUCCCUCGCCGCGGCGGGUGGCCGUGCCGGUGCUAGUCAGGGACGGCAAGCCCUGCCACACGCUCAAAGCCCAGGACUUGGCAGCCGCGACGUUCCAGGCAGGCAUCCCGUUCUCGGCGUACAGCGCGCAGUCCCUGCAACAGCACAUGCAGUACAACGCGCAGUACAGCGCGGCCGGCAGCCCCCAGUACCCCACAGCGCACCACUUGGUACAGGCGCAGCAAUGGACUUGGUGAGGGCUGCGGGCCCCGCACACACGCCCCGAAAACGGAAGAAAACACAGAAAUAACAGGCACAAACCGAGAGAGAGACAGAAAGAGAGAGAAGGAGACAGACUGAUGCUCCAAAAAUAAAAUAAAAAAAUUCGAAACUGCGGGGGAAGGAAUGGCGAGGGAAAUGCUAUCAAUAUUAUUAUUAUUGCUAUUAUUAUUAUUAUUAUUGCUAUUAUUAUUAUUAUUAUUAUUAUUAUGGGUUCUUUCCCUCUGCCGUUUCUUUUCCCCUCCAUUUUUUUGGGGGGAGUUCGGUUUC
Molecule: messenger RNA, 1499 nt
Organism: Vidua macroura (Pin-tailed whydah)
Lineage: Eukaryota; Metazoa; Chordata; Aves; Passeriformes; Viduidae
Gene: NKX2-2
Product: NK2 homeobox 2
Exons: 2
Coding region: 389-1207 (272 amino acids)
Biological process (GO): cell differentiation; regulation of transcription by RNA polymerase II
Cellular component (GO): nucleus
Molecular function (GO): DNA-binding transcription factor activity, RNA polymerase II-specific; RNA polymerase II cis-regulatory region sequence-specific DNA binding
Source: RefSeq, a predicted model, not a curated record